UCUCCAGGUGCGCUCCUUCGCUUGCUGCUCGCGGCGCCGGGCCCGCAGUCCCCGCGGUCAGCCGCCGCCAGUUCCUCAUCCUCCUCAAUCCCCAGUGCGGUGCGGCCAAGCCAAUCUCCUGGCUUCUCCUCCUUUCUUUUUUCUCUCCCUUCCCCCUCGGCAGCCGCUGUUGCUGCGGAGCUGGGCCGCCGGCCUGCAGGAUGAAGAACCCAAUGCUGGAGGCGCUGUCCCUACUGCUGGAGAAGCUGCUCGUCAUUUCCAACUUCAGGCUCUUCAAUUGGGCCGCCCCGGGCGAAGACGAGGCGGGGCACCGUUUCUAUGAGAUCAGCUCUUUCCUCCGCGGCGACGUGCUGGAGGUGCGCCGGGCCCACGUGACCCACUUUGGUAUCUACCUGGGCCACAACCGUGUCGCCCACAUGAUGCCUGACAUCCUGUUGGCCUUGACCAACGACAAGGGGCUCACGCAGAGGGUGGUCUCCAACAAGCGUCUGCUCCCGGGCGUCAUUUGCAGGGUGGCCAGCGUCCGCGUGGACACAGUGGAGGACUUCGCCUACGGAGCCGACAUCCUCGUCAAUCACCUGGACAAGGCCCUCAAGAAGAAGCCGCUGCUCAACGAAGAGGUGGCGCAGAGGGCAGAGAAGCUGCUGGGCUUGACUCCCUACAGCCUACUGUGGAACAACUGCGAACACUUCGUGACCUACUGCCGAUUCGACACCCCGAUCAGCUCCCAGGCCGACAGAUUUUGUGAGACUGUGAAGAUAAUUAUUCGUGAUCAGAGAAGUGUUCUUGCUUCAGCAGUGUUGGGAUUGGCAUCUAUAGUCUAUCUGGGCUUGGCGUCAUAUGCUACCCUUCCUGCAAUUUUUAUUCCAUUCUGCUUAUGGAUGGUUGGCUAACUUCAUACCCCCAUGUCAAUGUGUGUAUUCUGUGUGUAAAUAUGUUUAUAGAGCACAAACCAGUGUAAGCAUCAUCAAGAAGAAUGUGACCUGUAAUGCUGUGUUCCGGAUAAAAAUGUGAUUAAGAAUCACGCAAAGUGCUUACUGUGUAAGCCCAAGAACAAAGGCUUUCUGAAUCUUCUUAGGCAAUUCCGUUUGAAAGCACUGUGCAAAUCUUGGAAACAUGGCAAGUUGUGAUAGAAUUUAUCAUUACAAGAAAACCAGCCCCUGAGAUGAUGGCCACAGGAGACUAUUUGUGUUACUUUUUUCUCCUGUAAUCAUUGCUCUUCUCUGUUAGGCCUGAAUUUGAAAAUUGGAAGUCUUAUUGAAUGAGGUCACUAACUUUACUGUAAACUUAUCCUGUUUCAUUGAAAAAACUUAUAUUAAACUGAAAGAAUUUCCUUCAUUCAGAUGAAAACAUGUUUGAUGAUUGGCCCCCAAAAAUUCACAAUCUGUUUUUUUCAUGUAUUAUAUAUAAUUCCCAAUGAGUCAAGAAUACUUUCAUUACUUGAAACCAUAUUGGCAAAGUUAAGGUUUAAUGAUAAAGUAAUUGAACAGAACUAUAGAAAUUUGUGUUUUCCUGUAGAAAUAGCUACUAUAGCAUCAGUUGAACAAUUUGAUUUGGCUUUACUUAAUAGGAAGCCUGACAUUCAUUUUUUUUUCCUUUUAUGUGUCAUGUGGUUACUUUGAACCACUCUGAGAGGUAAAUGGAUAUAGGAUUGAAGUAAUUUGGGCACUUGGAGUGUGUAUGUGCCAAUUAAAUAUGCAGAUAUCCACAUACUCUCAAACUGAUGAGAGAAAAUUUAUUUGUUCUUGAUUGCUUUAUCCUACCAGUGAGGUCAUUAUAGAGCAUCUGUAGAGGUGAAUGUAAAAGCAAGUUUAAUCCAUAUUCUUAUGCCCUUGCAUUUGUGGUGUAACUGGCAUAUAUGUCAUUGGAUGGUUUGUCUUUUAAAGCACUUACUAAUGUACUAUGUAAUUUGUAAAAGCCCUCAGAUUUGUAUGCUAGUCAGGUUUCUCCAUUUCAUUACUAAGUAUAGCUUACAUGCUUAAGAAGGAUGCCAUAGCAGUAUAUAAAACCCACUCAAGUAGGACGAAAGGAAAUGACUGUUAGAAAUAAUUUUUAAGUGUCUUAGUACCGCCAGGCAUGUAAAUUGAUUAGACUCAGGCUGUUUUAAUAUCAGACUUGAGAUGUAGCCAUGUUAGAGCAAGCAUUCGAGUACUUUUCCAAAAUUACCAAAUUCUAAAAAUUAAGCCACAAGCUAGACUUGCAUUUCAAGUUAAAAUUGCUUUAUAAACUAUCAAGAAUCACAAAAUAAUGAGCCACAUAACAAAUGGUAUGGGGAGGGGAGGGUCAGUCACUUAGUGAUCCAAUCAGAACAAAUUUAAGAGCAGAUUUUAAUUAUAACUGAUGUUUCGUCACCACUAAUUUACCCAACAAAUUCAAUUGGAGUUUAAUAAUAAUUAAACUCUAUGUUUAAUCAUUUAAAUGUUUCAAAUAAUAAAAACAUGAAAUGGCCACACUACAGAAUAAAGGUGUUCUAUGGGCCUAUUCCAACCACUUAAAAUUAUUUUAAGUAUGUAUACAUAAAAGUAACCACUAUGAGAAAUCCAUUGUAUUAGUGGUUUUUCACUUACUAUAUAUCGCCCUUGUAGCAACUGUUUAAAUAAAGUCAUUUUUUAAAAAUAUGGUGUCCUCAUAAAUAAUUAACACCUUUUUCGCAGACUUUAGUAUUGCAGGUAGUAGAAACCUCUGUCUGAUGUUAAAUCUGUGUUCAAAGAUAAUGAUCCCUCAUUAAAUGCCCAGGGAAGUACUUAAGGUUGGAAUAAACAUAAUUAGUCUUGACUCACUUUGUAUCCUUAAAGUAAGAUUCAGUUCAUCAUUUGUUUGAGUGCUUAUUAUAUGCCAGGCACUGACCUGUUGUAAUUUCAUGGUCUAGAAUUAAUACUAUUUUUCAACUACAUUUAUUAGAAUGUAUACAGUGCUGUGAGAAUAGAGGGGAAGAAGAAAUUAAACCUUCCUGAAGGGUCAGAAAUCUAUCUGAAGGAGGCAAUGCUACCAUUAAGCUGAAUAGUAAGAGGUGAUCUUAUCACACUGAUGUGUUCCACUACUUAUGGGAAGAGGAAACUAGAAGGAAGGUUUUUUCAAUUAAAUGUUCCACAACACUAGAAUUUGUUGAACUUCUUAGGAAAAAAAGGAGAGUUUUUGUUUUGUUGUGCUCAGUUUGAUUAGUUGCUUAACAAGGUAGAAAAAGGAGCAUGUAUUCCUGAUUAUGGUUAUGGAAAAAAUCCUGAGCUAUUAAUGUAUCUCGAAUGAAUUUCUCUGGGCUUCAUUAGUUGAGAUUCAUCCUUGUAAUCCUUCAAGUCCCUUAUAUUUCUAAAUUUCUAUUCUAAUUUGUGAAAUGAUAGUGUCUGAUGCAGCUUUUUGUUGCUUAUUUUGUUUUUUGCCGUACUCAGAUGAAGGCCAAAUAGGAGUAGCUGGGGCUAAGAUGAAAUAAUGCAAGUGUCAGAUACUAUGCAUGUAUUAGGGAUGAAAAGAUGAGUGAGACAUGGAGCUCUUCCUCAAAGUUUAUGGCUUCAUAGACAUAGAAGUAUUAAGACUUCCUGCAAUAGAGCUGAUUGAAGGCACAGAAAAAGAAGUGAUUUUUUUUUUUUUUUUUGUGAGGAAGAUCAGCC
Messenger RNA from Diceros bicornis minor, 3605 nucleotides. It is a transcript of the gene LRAT, whose product is annotated as lecithin retinol acyltransferase. Bases 201 to 893 code for a protein of 230 amino acids. The record is from RefSeq and is a predicted model, not a curated record. NCBI's taxonomy places the organism in Eukaryota, Metazoa, Chordata, Mammalia, Perissodactyla, Rhinocerotidae. Gene Ontology annotation, molecular function: phosphatidylcholine-retinol O-acyltransferase activity. The transcript is spliced from 3 exons. Gene Ontology annotation, biological process: retinol metabolic process.